AUUAAAGCGACGGAGAGAAAGAAACACGACGACAAAGGGAAGAGGGAAAACUAGGCGUUUCUUCUUUAUUUCUCCAUUCUCAUCUUCAAGCUCCCACCUUUGAAGAAAACUGGAUUCAACAUCUGGAAAAAUUUAGGUUUUCACUCUCUGUGUCUUCAAAUCCAGAUUUAGGGUUAGGGUUUCUUUGUUGAUUUCUCUCCACUUAUUUCCUCGGAAUGACACUCUUCUCUAGCUUUCCCCCUUUGAAUCUUCGCAAAUUGGUUUAAAUCCGGUAAUAACAUCAGUUAUUUGGUUGUUUGUAUUUAUCUGAUCGGGAGAUAGACAGAAGGUUUCGUUUUUGAUGGAUGAGAUUUGGGAGAGAGCGGUGGAGACAGCUUUGAACGGGCAGAAGGAUUACGCUGCAACUCGGACCUUGACGUUAGACGGGGCGGUGAAGGCCGUGCCGGGGAGGCUUCCUCCACCAAGCCUUCUAGAGAAAUUUGAGAACCUUCAGCAUCUGUCAAUAGCUAACAACGGAGUUCCUUCUCUGGAGCAUUUUCCGCGUCUUCGGAAUCUGCAGAAACUCAUCCUCUCCGACAAUCGGAUAGGUGGUGGCCUUGAGUACCUUGUUGAAGCUGGGCUCGAAUCGCUUCGGGACCUUGACUUGUCCAACAAUCGAAUUCAGUGUAUCGAGGAUCUUGCACCGCUUGCUCAGUUGAAACUUGUAUCACUUGAUCUUUACGAGUGUCCGGUGACAAAAGUGACGGAUUAUCGAUCUAGGGUUUUUGGGUUGAUCAAAUCUCUUAAGUAUUUGGAUAAUAUGGAUGCCGAUGAGAACGAGAGACCGGAUUCAGAUGAGGAGGAGGAGGAUGAAGAGGAUGAGGACGAGGAUGAUGAGGAUACUCGAAACGAGGAAAUUGAGGGUGAGGACAGACGGUACAAAUUGAAUAAUGGUCACAGUGAGGCGGGUGAAGGGAUUAUCGAGGUUAAUGACGACGAAGAGAGUGAUACAGAUGAGGAGGAGAUGGAGGCAAGUAGACAGAGAAACGGGUAUGGGCAUGAAGCAAAUGGGUUUCGGGUAGAGGGAGUCAGAGAGGAUGGGGGUGAGGAUGGGGGUGAGGAUGAGGAUGAGGAGGAUUAUGAUUCAGGUGAGGAAGUGGAUGAUGACGACGAUGAUGUUGUUGAGGUGCAUGAGAUUGAGGACAGUGAUGAUGAAGAUGAAGAGGAUGAGGAUGAGGAAGAGGUGGACAAUGAUGAGGGCGAUUUUGCUGGGCAGGAGAUUAAUGGGCUGUUAACAAGCACGGAAGGGGAGAUUGAUGGACAUGAGCAGGGGGAAGAUGAUGGAGAUGAUGAUGAUAUUGGAGAGACUGGAGAGGAAGAGCAGGGUGUUGAUGACGGGGAGUUUGAAGAUGAAGAAGUGGGUGAUGAGGAGGAUGAUGAUGAUGGUGAAGGGUACCUGAUUCAACCUGGGAGACAGACCGAAGAACUUUAUGCUGGAGGUAUUGAUAUGGAUUCAGGGAAUGAAGAAGAUGAUACAGAGGAGGAAGAAGUUGAAGAAGUUGAUGACGAGGAUGAUGAUGUUCAGGUUCCUCCAUCUUCCUCACAUCUUAAGAGAAAGAGAGGUGACAAAGAUGAUGAGGAUGAAGAUGGGGAGGACGAGGAUGAAGACGAAGAUGUUGUUGAUUACAGCAAAUCAUCCAAGAAGCAUUGCUAGCUGGUUUUGAUCUCAUAACUUAAGUCGUUUUUCUUAAUGCUCAAAGUUUGGAAACAGGGGGAACAACUUCAUGGUAGUAAUGUUUAUUGAACAAGCUCUAGCUUUAGGUGAAAGGAAUUGUAUAUUAGUUGAAGAAGUAGUUAGUGUUUUCUCCCGCUUUUUUCUUUGUUAUAUAGCCGUUGCUCUCUGUUAAUUCAAAUGACAGUUGCAAAGGGUUUACCGCCCUUGUUAUGCUCUCUCAGGUCAGGGGUCUUGUUUCUCUAUAGGGGGGGAAAUAGAAUGGAGGGAAAAGAGGGCCUCAUAAAUCUUCCUUUAAAAAAAAGGGGGGGUGUGGAUGGAUAAGUUGUAAAACGCUUGUUGGUAGUUUUCAUCAGCCAUCGUACAUUCUCAUUGCCAUCAAAUCAGAUGAACUUUGUUUUCGAGGAUUUGGUCCAAACACUUGGCUACUUGUGAUUGGUUGAAUGCU
This is a messenger RNA of Rubroshorea leprosula, 2159 nucleotides long. Lineage: Eukaryota; Viridiplantae; Streptophyta; Magnoliopsida; Malvales; Dipterocarpaceae. The record is from the annotation of a GenBank genome assembly.